Messenger RNA from Thunnus maccoyii (southern bluefin tuna), 1164 nucleotides. Its product is annotated as endonuclease domain-containing 1 protein-like. NCBI's taxonomy places the organism in Eukaryota, Metazoa, Chordata, Actinopteri, Scombriformes, Scombridae. The record is from RefSeq and is a predicted model, not a curated record. Gene Ontology annotation, molecular function: nucleic acid binding; hydrolase activity; metal ion binding. The transcript is spliced from 6 exons. Bases 109 to 972 code for a protein of 287 amino acids.
GACAAACAAGGUGAAAGGUGAGGAGAAGUCAUAUAUAAAAGUCAGUUUCUUCUCAGGGUGGGCUGUGGCUACGGACAAGUGCAGCAGCUGGACAGUUAAGAAUCCCUGAUGCCAAAGGUUUUUGCCAGAAUGCAAACCUUUGUAACUGUGUGCGCUCUUCUCUCGCUCCUCUUUUCUGUUUAUGCAGAUGUUGUGGAACGUUUUGAGGAUGUACCAGAAUGUAUGAAGUACUUCUAUAAAGAGAAAGUGCCAGAGUGGGGGGCUUCUACACCUGGUGCUGCCCGUCUCUGUCAGCGCUUCGUCAACAGGUACCACUUUGCCACACUGUAUGACACGAACCACCGUAUUGCUGUUUACUCUUCUUAUCAAUUCCAGCCCAGCAAUGGAGGCGGCAGGGAGAAAAGAUGGUUUGUAGAGCCUCAGCUUGUAAACAUGUCCUGGCAAGCUGAGAUGAAGGAUGGCUACUGGCUGGGGAAGGACCACCCUGGGGUCUUCCUGGGAGAGAAACAGGCUCUGAAUGAGGAUUACAAAUACUCUGGCUUCGACCGUGGUCACCUCAACCCCAACGGACACCAUGCAGUCCCUAGCCGCAAUGCCACCUUCACCCUGACCAAUGUGGUUCCUCAGAACCCCAAGCUGAACCAGAACUCCUGGAGGAUCCAUGAGUCCCAGCUAACUGACCUUUUCCGGAGAAAGUGCUCUAAGGCCUUUGUUCUGGUUGGUGCUAUUCCCUCUGCAGACAACUGGAUUGUCAAGAACAAUGUGAAGCGCGUUAACAUCCCCGACUACCUGUGGAACGCCUACUGCUGUGUGGACAACAAUGGAAGACCCAUUCAGAGUGGCGCUGCCAAAGCAAGGAACACAGAGGACAACUGGGUGGAAAAGCUCUCUUUGGAUAAACUGGGAGAAUUCCUGCAGCAGUUUUCCAAUCAACCAGUAGGGGAACUGUUUUACAACAACUGCAGGGCAUAAAAUAUUAGCAGAGGGAUGAAGAACAUAGAAUUUUAGGUGCCAUUGCACUUUGGUUUUACAUAAGAUUUGUAUAACUGCAAAAAGUGUCAAAAUUAUUUUCAAAGUUAUUUUCAAGUGUGGUGAAGGGAAAAAACAAAUGGUGUUACCCUUUCACAGCUUUGAGACUAAUGCAUCCCAUUACUCCUCUCAACC